Athalia rosae (coleseed sawfly) is the source of this 1732-nucleotide messenger RNA. Its product is annotated as HMG box-containing protein 4. The coding region runs from base 124 to 1470 and encodes 448 amino acids. The record is from RefSeq and is a predicted model, not a curated record. The transcript is spliced from 5 exons. NCBI's taxonomy places the organism in Eukaryota, Metazoa, Arthropoda, Insecta, Hymenoptera, Athaliidae.
AUUGCAUCUUCAGUUGUUUUUAAAACAUCGCGAUUAAAAAGAGCUUGAUUUGUUUAUAGAGAAAUCGCUAAGUAUUGAAUUUAUUCAAUUAACUCAGUGUUUAAACAGAUAAAUACGCACGUCAUGCAAGCGGAUAUUCGAAAAGUACAAAAAUUGGUGAAGCCACAAACGCAGCGGCGCAAGAAGCAGCACUUCGACCAAAUCGACGCAAUGGAAUCGUUCGCGUCUCCGAAACGUCAAAAAGCAGAUGAUUUAGAGGUUACAGGAAUAUCGCGUAGUGGGCGUGUGCGCAAAAAGUCCUCCAAGCUUAUGGACUUUGAGUCGCCCGAUGACAUAGCGGACAGCAAGUACAAGCGGCAAAAAGCUCAACAAAUACAUACCCAACAUUUACUGGAGCGUUACGAAACACAACGAGAGCAGCAACAUGUCAGCCAAAGCUAUGUUCCCCCUCAUCCACCAACUCCAAGGCAACGUAAGAAUUCUGGACCACAUAUCAUGCCAGGAAGAGUCAAGGCCGAGCCGUUGUCCGAACACGAAGGACAAUCGUCAGGAUCUGAUUUCGACGAUGACACCGGACUGCAUGAUGAAGACAGAUACAGUAUGGAGUCAGGUAGCGAAGAGGAAGUUGAUCCGCUAUUAAUAGAUGAUAGAGAAACUGGAUUUAGAAGGUUGGAACCGCCUGGUCAAGAAGCUCCGUCACAGGCAAACAGCCUUUACAUGCUUGAAAAGUGCAAAAAGAAAUUGAUUAUUAAGGAUGGAAAGAUCAUUGGCCGAAUGAAAGCGCAAAGAAAAGACAAGGGUAAAACGAGAUUCACAGCAUACAUGCUAUGGGCAAAAGAAAUAAGACAUGAGUUGAUGAAACAGUCUCCUGAAAUGGAUUUUGCAACCAUUUCCAAACGCCUCGGCGAACUAUGGGCCACAGUUCCUAAUUUGGAGAAGUACAAUUGGCGGAGACGUGCAAAACGUCUAGCUGCUAAACCGAGCUUAGCAACCAAAAAUGAGUCUGUCUGGAAAAUGCCUCCUCCGACAUCAAGGAAAAAAUUUAUUAACAAGAUUGGCAAUGGCAAAGAAACAAAAACCAGCCCCUCUAAAAAGACGAUCCAACUAGGUGUUCCAUCCGUAGUAGGAAAUAUUCCGGUUUCUCCACCGUCCAGUAGGGGUGGUAAGGACUUGGUAAAUGAGCCAGUCAUCGGCACAGGGAUGUACAAAGUGGUAGGCAUGCAGCCCGUUGAUGUAGCUGCUCAUUUGAAACUGCUUGGUGAGAGUUUGACUAUCAUCGGUGAAAGAUUGAAAGAACAUGAGGGCCAGAUAGCAGUUUCAGGUAGCCUCUCGGUUUUAUUGGAUUCACUGCUCUGUGCCCUGGGUCCGUUAAUCUGUCUUACUCAACAAGUACCUGAGACAGAUGGUGCGCAGCCUGAUACGCUUUCUCAAAUGCUAGAUAAUAUUGCAUACAUUAUGCCCGGUCUGUGAACAACUGUCCAAGUGAUACGACUCAUUUAAUGCACGUAACACGGUUAUAUGUAUAUUGAAUCCAUUCAAUCAUCACAUGUAAUUACGUCACAUGAUAAAAAAAUAUAACAUUAUUUUAUUAAAAAAACAUACGCAUUAUUCAGCUAAACUGUUUGAUACAAGUGAUUGUGAAGUCACAGAAUAAAUAUACGCAAUCGAGAUGUAUGAACUAAAGAUAAUGUAUCUAGUUUGAUCUUAACGACAAUAAAUAUUUACACAUAAA